This is a messenger RNA of Guyanagaster necrorhizus, 1017 nucleotides long. RefSeq lists its product as uncharacterized. The transcript is spliced from 3 exons. Lineage: Eukaryota; Fungi; Basidiomycota; Agaricomycetes; Agaricales; Physalacriaceae. The record is from RefSeq and is a predicted model, not a curated record. The coding region runs from base 109 to 579 and encodes 156 amino acids.
CGAAAUUAAACUCUCAUCAUCCUACAUACUAAACCGCAUGUUGUAUUGGUUACUUAAUGUUCUCUGUAUCUGAUUCAUGAUCUUUCCCUUCUACCGCCAUCGCUCAUUAUGAAGAUUGAAUGGGCAGCAGAUUUCCAUCGCGAUGGGUCGCGCCGGAAGCACCCUAUACCCAACACAAUGCAUGGGUGGCUUGCAAAAAUGAGGGGAACCCUUAUCGGUGACGAGAGACUUAGAAGCAGGGGUAUGCGCGAGAUGAAGGCAGCCCGGGAAUACAAACGCAGGGAGGCGCGACGCAAAAAGCAGUCGUGCGGUUUUCUUGCAAACCUCUUUGGGUGCAAGCUGCCUCCUUCCCGUAGCUCUGGCACCCGGAGCCAGCCUCGCGUUCGACAUCGGGGUUCUGCUCAUCGCCUAGUCGGGCAUGCACCGCAGCGACGUCACACCACGGGCAUAGCUGGUACCCCCGGUAGAAGCAAAUCACCCGUCAAGGCUCCUGUAAACGGAGUCAGGAGGAACACUCAAGGACGCGGCCAAACCACAGGUGCACGCCGCGUUCAGCCAAAACGUAGAGUGACGAGGUAAAUUAUACGGCUAGAAGUUUGAUUUGUCCUGUAUACUUAUCGUGUGUAUCAUCUGGUUUUUAUUUUUGUGUAUUCGCAUAACGCGAUACAUUAAUAUGGCGAUCUUGGUAUUAAUAACAUUUUGGCACUGCAGCCCAUUCAUCUUACUUCCCAAAGUUUGCAUCCAUGCCCCUGAAGGCAAAGCUCUGCAUCCAUAGGAACACACAAGGUUGCCAUGCUGCGCCGAUGAGUUCCCAGAGGCUAUAUCCUGGAAUCUGCUGUUGGGAUACCCCGUUGGCGUCUGGGGUUUCAUCCAGUUCAUCUACAUAUCCUGUCGCCAGUGCACAACUAGGUAUCGUUUCCAUCGUAAUCAUUAAUUUAUAAGCGAGCUUUCAAUUUUACGAUCCCAUGACUGGCCCCAAGCACCUUUGUUUAGCGCAGGCGCUUAUAUAUAGACCCC